Aureobasidium melanogenum CBS 110374 is the source of this 1047-nucleotide messenger RNA. RefSeq lists its product as uncharacterized. The record is from RefSeq and is a predicted model, not a curated record. The coding region runs from base 1 to 1047 and encodes 348 amino acids. The transcript has 3 exons. NCBI's taxonomy places the organism in Eukaryota, Fungi, Ascomycota, Dothideomycetes, Dothideales, Saccotheciaceae.
AUGACAGACAACACGCCUGUUUAUUGUUUUACCAUUCCGUCGGUGAACGACGGCACGCUUCUGGAUUGUCGAAUAUACCACCCUGUCUCCCUUCAAGAACCGCAGUCAGCACAGCAACACACGAGAAAAGCUGCCCUAAUCGCACAUCCCUAUGCGCCUCUUGGAGGCUCUAUGGACGAUGCUGUCGUGACGACCGUGGUAGACCAAUUACUUGAUCUCGAUUUCGUCGUCGGAACAUUUAACUUUCGGGGUGCCGCGAACUCUCAUGGUAGUACCAGCUGGUCUGGCAAGGCCGAACGAGAUGACUAUAUCUCGGUCGCCGGACACCUGCUAUUCUACAUGAACCAGAUACACACACCACGGAUCAAGGAUACAACUUCUGCACAGUCUCCCACCGAGAACGAUUCGAAUAUCCCUUCUGAACACAUCAUUCUGAUCCUGGGUGGAUACUCCUAUGGCUCCUUGAUUGUCACGCACCUCCCACCAACUUCAGAGAUUCUGACCAUGUUCCGGGAAACACAAGCGUCAACGUGGACCUCUGAUAUUCUAAAACGGGCUAAGGAGCUGGCUCUACAAACAAACACAUUACUCUCCAAUCAAGCAGAUACUCGAGGUAGAUUACCAGGUUCACCACUACGGAAAAAGCACAAGCGCCAAUCAAGUUCUCAACAUUCAAUCAGCUUGCCUCACGUCUUGACACACUAUCUCUUGAUCUCACCUCUACUACCACCCUUGGCCAGUUUUCUCUCUCUGUCGACGUCGAAUCUGAUGUUCUGGCGCCAUGCUGAUCACAUAGCGCAUAACUUGGUGAGGCAUCCUACAUUGGUCAUUUUUGGCACCAAAGAUGCGUUCACUUCUUCACACAAGAUGGAUGUUUGGUGCAAGAAGAUGAAUGCGUUGUCACUUCAGAAUGCUGGUAUUGAGGGGCAAUCGUGCUUCAAAUGGAAGAAGGUCGAGGGUGCUGGUCACUUUUGGAGAGAGCAUGGAGUGGAAGCGCAAUUGACGGAUAGUCUACGGGGAUGGGUGCACGAAGCAGUCAAACAAUGA